CUGGCGGAAGUGGAGUGGCGGAAGCGACAGUUGCUAUGGAGCUCGCGGAGGACUGGCUGGUGGAGUCCUUGCGCUUGUACCAAGAUUUCCACGCGUUUGACCUUUCAGGGGCCACUCGAGUCCUUGAGUGGAUCGGUGAAAAAGGAGUCUUUGUUGCUGGUUUUGGAAGUUCGAAAAAAAAUGAGAUCCUUCAUUUGAUACUGCCGCUCAGACUCUCUGUAAAGGAGAACCAGGGUUUAUUUCCGGAGAGAGAUUUUAAAGUGUGCCAUGGAGGAUUUUCAGACAGAUCUGUCUUUGACCUAAAGCACGUGCCAGAUACCAGGUUGCUGGUGACCAGUGGCCUUCCCGGGCAUUACUUGCAGGUGUGGCAGACUGGAGAGGACAAUGAUGUCAUCGAAGCCGUCCGUACCAUUGAUGUGCAGGACAGAGAGGAGAGUCUCUGGCCUCGGGUGUCUGUCUUCUCCUCUGCAGCACCUGGAAUCCUCCACGGGACUCGGCUCAGUGGCCUGAGGACUGUGGACAUAGAAUCCCAGAAGAUCACAUACAGCUCAGGUACCAGUGACAGCGAGUUGUUGAGCAGCCUUCAGGUUCUAGAUGCGGACACCUUUGCUUUCUGUGGCACCUCAGGUCGCCUGGGGCUUGUGGACACCCGCCAGAAGUGGGCACCGUUGGAGACUCUCAGGCCCAGCCCUGGCUCUAGUGGAGAGAGAUGGUGUGCAGAUGUUAGAAACCAGGGGCAAGGCCCAGGGCCCUGCAUCGCCAGCCUUGGCUCAGAUGGGCAGCUUCGUCUCCUUGACUUCCGAAACCUCUGUCACCCUGUGAGCUCAGCCCAGUGCCCCGUGUCCAAACCCAGCCCUGACCCCGAGCUGCUGCGAGUGACUUGGGCUCCAGGCCUGGACAACUGCUUGGCUAUUUCAGGCUUUGAUGGGACAGUGCAGAUCUAUGACGUCACAUCAUGGGAUGGAAAGGAAAGCCAAGUGGAGCCUCUCUUCACUCACAAAGGCCACAUCUUCCUGGAGGGAAAUGAGGUGGACGCUGCUCCUCUGGUCACCACCCACACCUGGCACCCUUGCAAACCCAGAACUUUGUUGUCAGCGGCAAGCGAUGCCUCUCUGCACGUGUGGGACUGGGUGGACCUCCAGGCCUCCAGUUGACAGCAGCCACUUCCCUCCUGGGCCUCCCUCUGAGAAGAGGGGGAGUUGCUCGAGUGGCCGCAGGACGCUGAGUGAACUCAGGCCUGUCACAGCUGUUGACUUCAGGCAGGUUAGCCUUUCCUUGUCCCUUUUUUAUCUGUAAAAUGAAGGUGGUGGUGGCUGCCACCCAGGAAGGCCACAGGUACCCGAGAACAGUUGGUAGGGUGUGUGGCUCCAGGAGCCCCUCCUCCUAGUGUGAAGUGGCCUGCUGUGCUCCUGUCUCCUUCACAGUGUCAUGGUGAGAACAGGAGAGUGUGGAUAUGAGCUGAACUCUUCACAGAAGGAAACUGUCUAAGGACCAAUAAACAUUGAAGAAAAACAGUAA
Messenger RNA from Microtus oregoni (creeping vole), 1518 nucleotides. RefSeq names its product WD repeat domain 73 (gene Wdr73). NCBI's taxonomy places the organism in Eukaryota, Metazoa, Chordata, Mammalia, Rodentia, Cricetidae. Gene Ontology annotation, molecular function: protein binding. The transcript is spliced from 8 exons. Gene Ontology annotation, cellular component: spindle pole; cytosol. Bases 36 to 1154 code for a protein of 372 amino acids. The record is from RefSeq and is a predicted model, not a curated record. Gene Ontology annotation, biological process: cytoplasmic microtubule organization.